AUGUUGAGAUCAGCAACCGAACGUAAACCGACUCCCAAUUGCAACUUUUUAAAUUACCAAAUACUCUCACGCAUUUUCAGUCCAGAGUCCUCUGUUAAUGUAGAAACUGGACCGGACAGCAAAAGCUGUGUCUACUGUUUGGCUAAACUUGUUCACCCACGUUUGGGAAGAGGAGAAUCUUAUUCCUGCGGUUAUAAGCCCUAUCGGUGUGAGAUAUGCAACUAUUCGACCGUCACUAAAGGAAAUUUAGCCAUUCACGAACAGUCCGAUAGGCAUUUAAACAAUGUUCAGGUGAGUGCUGACUUUACUUUAUUUCAUCAAUGUUUUAGGAAUGAUGUCAUCAGUUCUUUAAUUGAAGUUUCCGAUCAUUCUUUGUUAUGCCAAGUUUGUGGAGUAUUUUCAACAGAUAAUGGGGAGGAUUUAAUAGCCCACGCAGAGCAAAAUAGAAUCCCGAUAAAUAUGGAUCUCGCGAAUCAGCAAGUGACUUCCCAUUCAUCUGGAGUUUGGCAUUGUUCGUUAUGUUCUUACAGAAGUCGUUUGAAGGCCAACUUCCAGCUCCAUUGCAAGACAGAGAAACAUGCUCAAAGAUUGAGCCUUCUUUUGCAUAUGUGGGAAGGAAAACGUGCCGAUUCAGCCAUCUCACUUCAAUCUAAUCAUCUUCCAGUUGCCGGUACUUCGAAAGGGAGCGUAUAUUGCCAGUUGAGGUGUCUACCCUGUAAUUUCUUCACAUAUUCUGUGCAUAAAAUGAGAGUCCAUUGCCAAUUACCCGGACAUGAUUUUCUUGCGGGUAUAUUUGGAGCUCUGGUUGCAAAGAGAAAUCAGUUGAAGACAUCCUUUCAUGAUAAAUCGAAGGAGGAAUUGGACAACGUAAGGUUCUUCUAUUCAUGCCAAAGAUGCGAGAUUACCUAUUCAACUGUUAAUGCCAUGUUACAGCACUUUCAAUCUUCAGUUGAUCAUGUAUGUUUCAACUUGUUACAUUUUUAUGAAGAGCGCAAAAUCAAAUUUUAUCAAUAUAUGAUAAUUACACAGAUGACAUUUUUUCAACUUAAAAUUGUGUAG
Rodentolepis nana is the source of this 1059-nucleotide messenger RNA. The record is from the annotation of a GenBank genome assembly. Lineage: Eukaryota; Metazoa; Platyhelminthes; Cestoda; Cyclophyllidea; Hymenolepididae.